Microthlaspi erraticum is the source of this 1509-nucleotide messenger RNA. The record is from the annotation of a GenBank genome assembly. NCBI's taxonomy places the organism in Eukaryota, Viridiplantae, Streptophyta, Magnoliopsida, Brassicales, Brassicaceae.
AUGAGCUGCAUCGUAAUCCCACCGGCUUGUUCUCCAGAUGAGAUGGAUCUUCAGGACGAAAAAGGUGAAGUGAAAAUGGAGGAUGAGUGUAUUGAAAACAAGCAAUCAACAGCUGCUUCGUGCUCCUCUGUAUCUGAAGGCAGUGCCAGUAGUUUACUCAAGUCACCUGCGAUUGCAAGUCCCGUCACGCUAUCUCCAACUCACAGGAGGACGAGUGGUCCUAUAAGGCGAGCCAAAGGCGGUUGGACUCCAGAAGAGGAUGAGACAUUGAGACAAGCCGUUGGCACGUUUAAUGGGAAGAGCUGGAAGAAAAUAGCGGAGUUUUUCCCCGAGAGGACUGAAGUUCAAUGCCUGCACCGGUGGCAGAAAGUUCUGAAUCCGGACCUUGUAAAAGGACCUUGGACACAAGAGGAGGAUGAUAAAAUCGUUGAGCUUGUUGAAAAGUAUGGACCUGCGAAAUGGUCAGUUAUCGCAAGGUCUUUACCAGGUCGAAUUGGGAAGCAAUGUCGUGAAAGGUGGCACAACCAUUUGAAUCCUGGUAUUAACAAGGAUGCUUGGACCUCAGAGGAAGAAUUAGCUCUCAUGAAUGCUCAUCAAGUCCAUGGAAACAAAUGGGCUGAGAUUGCUAAGGUCUUACCUGGCAGAACCGACAAUUCAAUAAAGAACCACUGGAAUAGCUCACUGAAGAAGAAGUCAGAACUCUACUUUGCUACAGGUGUCUUACCACCAGCAGUAGCAAAGAACUUUGCUCCUGACAGUGCAAGUAAACAUUUCUCGUCUUCUCAGAAAAGGGAUCCUGAUUCAGUUGCUCAAGCUAUGGAUAUAAGCAGUCCAUAUGAAGACAGAAAAGGCCAAUUAAACUCUUGUGUUCCAAUUGCAGAAGUAGUAGCAGCUGCUUCACCAAUGAUGACCGAUGUGAAUGGGUAUGCUCGUCGCUCUCCUCAGCUGCCUAACACAGAGCCGUUGCCAGAGAAUGGUUAUCAUCAUUACUACAAGCCCCAAUAUUACAUGGCGUCAGAAGCGGAUAAGCAGCGGAUGUACGGGUAUGACGAAUGUGGUUGCAGUCCAAGCGCAUCACCGGUCAUCUUCUUCACUCCACCGCCUAGUAGAAAAGAGUACAGUAACGGUUUAGCUCCAAGAAGCCCUGAGUCUUUCCUGAGAGAAGCUGCUAGAACUUUCCCAAACACACCUUCUAUAUUCAGGAAAAGACGACUCAAGAUUGUUGUUCCGGAUGCCGCCGAGAGAAGAGAUGAAGAAGAAGCUAAAGAGGUUGAUCAAAAGGUGAAUGAUGAUGAUAGAACAGAAAGCCCUGGCUGUGAAGAGAAGGAAAAUAAUGGAUCAGAUGCUUACAAUCUAUCUCCUCCGUACCGGAUCAGAUCAAAGAGAACAGCUGUUUUCAAAUCAAGACAGCUUGAGUUCAUCUCUGCAGAGGAAGAGAAGGCUGAUGAUGAAACCAAAUCACCUGAGGUAGAUAAGAUGGUUGAUGGAGACUCUCAACUCCUAGGGUAG